Messenger RNA from Salvia splendens (bonfire salvia), 2570 nucleotides. RefSeq names its product receptor like protein 22. Lineage: Eukaryota; Viridiplantae; Streptophyta; Magnoliopsida; Lamiales; Lamiaceae. Gene Ontology annotation, molecular function: protein binding. The coding region runs from base 726 to 2495 and encodes 589 amino acids. The record is from RefSeq and is a predicted model, not a curated record. The transcript is spliced from 3 exons.
CAAUACUUGUCCGCUUCCUUUAUUUGGUGUUGUUCAUAGUAUUUGUCGAUGGCGAAUGCCUCGAUGAUCAACAAAAGUUGUUACUUGAGCUCAGGAGCGAAUUCAAAUUCAACUCCUCCAUUUCACAUGGUUUUGAGCAUUGGAAUGGGACAGGUGAUUGUUGCGAAUGGAAGCGCGUGGGAUGCGAUGACUCGGGUCACGUUAUCAGUUUGCUCCUCAACAGCGAGGGCAUCUCCGGCAGAAUUGGUGAGUCAUCAGCUCUUUUCCGGUUGACAUACUUGUCGAGGCUUGGCCUCUCAUCCAAUGACUUCACCACAACUGAGAUUCCUAACCAAUUCCAUCGUCUCCCAAAUUUGGUAUACCUUGAUUUGUCACAGUGUGGUUUCGUGGGACCAAUUCCAUCCACGUUGGCCAACCUAACUGAGCUAGUUUUUCUCGAGUUAUCAAACAACUUCCUCACUGGAUCGAUUCCUUCAUUUCAUAACUGCAAGAAUCUUGAAUCCAUAAGGCUUGGGGAUAAUAAUCUAAUUGGCUCACUUUCUCACUUGGAUUUUCAAGGUCUUACAAACCUCAGUAUUUUAGAUUUAAGCUACAAUUCAUUGAACGGCACCAUUCCUAACCAUCUUUUUUCCUUCCCUUCAAUUAAUUAUCUCUAUCUAUCCAACAACCAAUUCAGUGGACAAAUCGAAGAAAUUUCCAUUGUAGACCACUCUAACCUUUUUGGGAUGGAUUUGAGUGGUAAUAGGAUUGGAGGUUCUAUUCCUAACUUCUUCUUCCAGCUUCUAAACUUAAGAGAUCUCGUGCUUUCUGACAACUUGUUCAAUGGCACUUUUGAACUGAAUAAGAUCCAAACAAGUCUUUUGGAACUUACUCUUUCAAACAACAACUUAUCAGUUGACACGACCAACAUGAGUUCAAGUUCAAACUUAAAUUUAUUGCACAUGUCAUCCUGCGAUCUGCAUGAUUUCCCAAAUCUUAGAAAUUUAUCCUAUUUGGCAGAUUUGGACCUCUCAAACAAUCAUUUGCGAGGGGAUAUUCCUAGUUGGAUUUGGGGAUCUGGAAUGAGCUCUUUGAACCUUUCUCUUAAUCUUCUGACAGAUUUGCAAAAGCCUUACCAUAUACCUACUUCUCUUGAUACACUAGACUUACACUCAAACCUUUUGAGUUGUGAGUUUCCCUUACUCCGUCCAGACGCAAACGCAAACGAAAACGAAUCUGAUUAUUAUUUUGCCAAUUUCUUGUUUCUCGCAAACAAUAGGCUAACCGGAGUAAUUCCAACCUCUAUAUGCAGUAUAUCAAGACUUAUGGUUCUCGACUUGUCUUUCAAUAACUUAAUCGGUAGCAUACCUCCCUGCCUACUGCAAGAAAGUUAUUACCUUAAAGUGCUCAAUCUUAGGGGAAACAACUUUAUUGGUGUUAUCCCUGAUACAUUUAAUUGGGAGUGUGGGCUAAAAACCUUUGAUGUUAGUGACAACAACUUAGGAGGGAAGAUUCCCAAGUCUUUGGCAAAUUGUGUAGAAUUAGCGGUGAUGAAUGUUGGAAACAACAACUUUGAUGAUAGUUUCCCUUGCAUGGCGCUGCCGGAGAGCUUGAAGGUUCUUGUGUUGCGCUCCAACAGAUUCCAUGGAGAGUUGAGAUGUGGUAAGAGUUGGCCUGAUCUUCAAAUUUUGGAUAUAUCUUCAAAUCAUUUAAGUGGCACUCUGGAUUCCCUAAACUUCUCAAGCUGGAGAGGAAUGAUGCUACAAAGUCAGGCACAUUUAAGGCGUUCACCCUCCGAUAUUUUAAAUGCAAGUUAUUUAUAUCGGGAUGAGGUGACAAUAAUUGUGAAAAAUGUAGAAGUGAGGCUUGUGAAGAUUUGGCCUGACUUUACAUGCAUUGAUUUGUCUUCCAAUCAUUUUGAGAAAGAAAUACCAGAUGCAAUUGGUAGUCUCACCUCACUCUAUCUUCUCAACUUAUCACACAACUCUCUCACUCAUGCAAUCCCAAGAUCAUUGGGUGCCUUGACAGAGCUUGGGUCGCUCGACCUCUCUUCAAACAAGCUCACCGGGAGAAUACCAGAUGAGCUCACAAAACUCGAUUUCCUAUCAUUCUUGAAUCUGUCUUACAAUCAUCUCACUGGACUGAUCCCAACUAGCAGCCACUUUCAAACGUUUUCAGCGGAUUCAUUUGAAGGAAAUGCGGGGUUAUCUGGUUUCCCACUCAACGGAAGUUUCAACAACCGCCCUCCACCAGGUCCAUCGCCAUCAGAGGAUUCAGAACCAAAAGAUGAGGAGAUUGAGUGGGAAUAUGUGUUUGCUGCGUUUGGUUAUGUUGUGGGAUUCGGAAGCAUUGCAUGGAUUCUGUUAUGUUGCAGGAGCUUGAGAGAAAGAUACUUUGAGAAGAUAGAAGAGGUUGCUGACAAGAUAUUCUUUGAGAGAGGAAGGAGAAAGAGACAUGAAAGAAGAGUAAGAAGAAGAGAAGAGAGGAAUGCGUUUAGAAGAAGGCAUCAUCAGUGAGAUUGAGCAAUGUGGUUUGUGUUUAAUUAGCAUAUGGUGUGGUGUGAAGUUUUGUUUUAGCUAUGUGUAUUUUUU